Molecule: messenger RNA, 1576 nt
Organism: Schistocerca cancellata (South American locust)
Lineage: Eukaryota; Metazoa; Arthropoda; Insecta; Orthoptera; Acrididae
Exons: 11
Coding region: 50-1576 (508 amino acids)
Biological process (GO): SCF-dependent proteasomal ubiquitin-dependent protein catabolic process
Cellular component (GO): SCF ubiquitin ligase complex
Molecular function (GO): protein binding
Source: RefSeq, a predicted model, not a curated record
UGGUUGUCGUGUUCGGAACUGAUGCCGUCGGAGGCAGUGUCAAGGUGUCAUGGAAAAUAAACUCGAACCAGAUGCGGUAGGCGGUGACGGAUCAAAAGACAAAACUGUGGAAAGUGAAGGUGCAGGAAGAAGCUGUCUUUCACACAGACCGAAUCUGACAGACUUAUCAGAUGAGUUACUGCUGAUGGUGCUACGACUACUGCCACCUCGCGACGUGCGUUCACUCGGGCUAGUGUCGUCAAGAUUUGCUAAUGUUGCUGCUGACCCUUCAUUGUGGGUAUCUCCAGAUUUCAGUCAUGUGAGAGGAAUGACUUGCAGACAGUUCUGUGAACGGUACAUGCCAUUCUUGGGUCCGUGGACAACAUCGCUGACUACUCGAGGUCCUCUCCUGUUCGUCGGAGUAGCGAGGUACUUAAAUGAUGAGGCAUUAGACAGAAUGUAUCCGAAUCUCGGUGAUUACGUGUCUGGGGAGUUCAUCAGAGAGCUGGAUGCACGCUGCCCGAACCUCAAGUCGUUGGUGCUGUGGGACCAAAACAUUGACGAGAAGCAGGUACGGCCAGGGACGCUGCCGAGCAGCCUCGAGUUCUUGGCGUUCCGCCGCUGCUGGCUUUCGAACCCGCGGCUGGCGGAAACGUACUUCAUGGGCUGCCACACCACACUCCCCCACCUGGGGGAGCUGGAGCUACACAGGUGCCCGUGGUUCUCCCCGAGCUCGCUGCUGUCGCUGAGCAAGUGUGCAAACCUGAAGGUCCUCCGCAUCACACACUGCCCCGGCAUUCACUACUCGCUGCGGACAACCAGCCUGGCCUGCAUGUCUGGCUUCGGGAAACUGAAGGUGCUGGACCUACGCCGCACACAGGUGGGGGACCAGGAGCUGAUGUUCUUCAGCCAGCUGCAGCAGCUCGAGGAGCUGCUGCUGGAGCAGCGGCCCCCGGUCGUGCUGUACAGCUCGGACGCCUCGGACUCGUCGGACGACACAGACACCACCAGAAAAUUACUGCCACUGAUGUCCCCGGAGAUGAUUUUCUACAGCCAAGUGACGUGGCUGGAAAAGCUGCUGCUGGAUCGGCCAGCAGACGAUGACUUGGACGAUGAUAAUGACGACGUGCUACCGGGCCAGCACCUGGGACUGGAGUUCAUGCAGUGGUUCCGGACUCUGAUGGUGUCCUCCGUGUCGGACACGGGGAUCUGCUUACUGGGGAAGGGCCCCCACUCCCCGUGGGGCGCAGCCAUCCUCCGCAGGAUGGGCUGUGGCCAGAACGAGCACAACCCGCGCCUCCGGAAGCUCGUCGCCCGUGGGUUCUCUGAUGUGACAGACGUGAGUGUGGACUAUCUGGUUCACGUGGACACUCUGCGCUAUUUGGACCUGACGGGCUGUGGAGUGACGCGGCACGCCCUCGAGAGCUUCGCCAAUCUCCGUCCAGAUGUUGAAGUCGUGGUGGUGGUGGUGGUGGUGGUGGUGGUGGUGGAGGACUUGUUUUCUUGGUUGCGCCUGAUAUCCAGCACGUGCCUGCAGGUGUAUCUCGGAGACACCUACACGACGAUCCCUUCCCCAGCAGCGUCCAUCUCGCUGUGA